Messenger RNA from Rhodamnia argentea, 655 nucleotides. Its product is annotated as cysteine proteinase inhibitor A-like. Gene Ontology annotation, molecular function: cysteine-type endopeptidase inhibitor activity. The coding region runs from base 136 to 441 and encodes 101 amino acids. NCBI's taxonomy places the organism in Eukaryota, Viridiplantae, Streptophyta, Magnoliopsida, Myrtales, Myrtaceae. The record is from RefSeq and is a predicted model, not a curated record. The transcript is spliced from 3 exons.
GGUACGGUGGAAAAUCUAUAAAAGGGGCAAUCCAAAGGGCAAAGGUUGAGAACAAUUGGAUUUGGCCUUUUCCCUCUUUGUAGUAUCUUCAGACCGCAAGACUACAGAGAGAUUUCAUUUCCGAACUGAGGAUCAAUGGCGACGCCGGGAGGAAUUCGUGAAGUCGAGGGGAAGGAGAACAGCCUCGAGAUCGAUGGCCUCGCUCGUUUUGCCGUCGAGGAGCACAACAAGAAGGAGAAUGCGGUGCUGCAGUUUGUGAAGGUCGUGAAUGCGAAACAGCAGGUGGUUGCGGGUACUGUGUACUACAUCACCGUUGAAGCAACCGAUGGGGGUGUCAAGAAGGUAUACGAAGCUAAGGUUUGGGUGAAGCCGUGGAUGAAUUUCAAGGAGGUCCAGGAAUUUAAGCUCGUCGGAGACGCCCCCGGCGAAGCUAGUGCUUAGCUUCAUGUUUCAGGGUGACUGAAGAUAUGUAUAGGCCUGCUUGCGGUUUUCUAGGAGGGACCAAAGUAAAAGGCACAUAAUAAAGUUGAAGGUGUUUCCACUUUACGAAAAGAAACUACUUUUUUUUUCCCUUUCUUCUGUAUUUGCUUGUAAGGACAUAAGAAUGUUGCUACCGGUGUCCCCAUCUUUAUGUCGAAGUGUAGAUCUUGAGACA